Molecule: messenger RNA, 552 nt
Organism: Adineta steineri
Lineage: Eukaryota; Metazoa; Rotifera; Eurotatoria; Adinetida; Adinetidae
Source: the annotation of a GenBank genome assembly
AUGUCAAAUAAAAUUCAAGCUGGAGAUGUAGCGAAAAAUAUUCAUUUGUGGACAACUGAAAAUACGAAAUUUUCAUUAUUUACUGCAACGGAAAAAUUACCUGUUCUACUUGCUUUUUUUCCAUGUGCGUUUACUAAACAUGAAAAUAAAAUUUUAAAUGGUAUCAAUGAUAAAUAUAAUAAAUUAUUUAAAGAUUUAAAUGUUCGUAUUAUUGGUAUUAGUACAGAUACUCAUUGGACAUUAGAUGCAUAUAAAAAUGAGAAAAAUAUUAGAUUUGAAAUGGCUUCAGAUUUUAAUAAAGACGCAGCUAAAGCUUAUGGAAUACUUAUUGAUAAAUAUUCAUCGUAUGGAUAUAAUGGUGUUGCUAAAGAAGCAUGUUUUCUUAUUGCAUUUGAUAAGAGAGAAAAGAAAAAUUUUAUUGAAUAUAUGAAAGUACUUAAUGAUACGAAUGGCGAAUUUGAUACAGAGAAAGUUGCGAAUCUUAUUAUGAAAAAAUGGGGAAAGAAAGUUAUGUCAAGAAAUGUUGGCAACAAAAAAUUGAAAAGAAAUUAG